GGUCUUCUUAAACACAACUUGCACUGUCUGUUAGACACUGAGACAUUCACAAAGGAAGUAAGAUGAUGCACUCCCACUGCCAGUGACAGAUUUUAUGAACAACACGAUCACAAAGGGCGAGUCCAACUGUCUUAAUUGAGGAUUAUUCUUUACAGAGUAAAUUAAAGAACGCAGUGGAAGAUGUCGUGCCUGAAGUGCCUUAAGUACACCAUGUGUGUGGUGAACUUCAUCUUUUUUGUCUGUGGGGCUACAGUCUUUGGAUUGGGCAUCUAUUUGAUGACAUCCUCCAGGUUCUCUUCCUUACUCCCCACUCUUCAGGCUGUAAACAUCGCAAACUCGCUUUUCAUCAUUGGGAUCAUUAUCACCUGUGUCUCCUUCUUGGGCUUUCUUGGAGCGCUGAAGGAAAAUCGUUGCCUGCUUAUAUCUUUCUUCAUACUGUUGUUCCUUCUAAUGUUGGCUGAGCUGGCUGCUGCCUGCCUUUUGCUGCUGUACGAGAAUCAGAUUGGGGCUUUCAUUGAAAAAGAUCUUAAGGAUGGUUUAGAGAAAUCCAAAGACAGCAGAAACAAUACAAUAGUUGAAGAUGACUGGGACCAAGUACAAAAAACUUUGCAUUGCUGUGGAAUCAGUAACCAUACAGAAUGGGGGCCAGAUGUGCCGGAGUCAUGCAAAACUCAUAAUAAUGAAACAGUUUAUUGGCAGGAGGGUUGUUACACAAAGCUGAAGAAUACAUUUGAAGGAAACCUCUUGAACACAGGGAUUGGUGUCAUUGUUGUCUGCGUUAUUGAGGUCUUGGGUAUGUGUUUCUCAAUGACCCUGUUCUGCCACAUAAGUCGAAGCGGGUUAGGAUACAAAUGACCAAACUCAAUGUUUCCAUAUUUCACAGUUUGUGUUUUUUUAUAACUAUUGCCCCACAAAUACCCAAAGACAGCCAGUAAAAGACAAGAUGGAUUGCAGUUCUUACACGGAUGCUUGAUUCUUGGUUCCAUGUUUAUGGUAUGUGGUAGAAACUCCAGAAUUCUUUUAACUGCAUUAUUGUUAUUAUUAUUUUGCAUGUAUGAAUUGGUAUAAAUAACUAGUUAAAAAAAACUUUGCCUUUGGCCAUCACAGCUUAAAAGGAAACAUUCUAGGGGGUUUUAGACACUGAAUUCUUCCACUUUCAUCUGAAUGUCAAGUUAUAAAGUGUGACGUGUAAGAGAGAUUUUCCAUGAUGAAUCAUCUUUACACAAAAAUGUAAUGGUAUAUUAAACUGUAUAAAAGUAAUGAUUCUUUCAUGUCAUAGACUUAUUUUUGACCUAUGUUCCUAUAAUUUACUUUUGUAGACUAUAUUUGAACAAUGCAAAGCACUUAUUUCUGAUCACUUCCUUUUCUGACUAGCUGUAGCAGUGACAAAACCAUGUGAUUUUCCACAAUGUGCACAGGGUGGAAACCACACAUGCUUAUUUAAAACUAUUUACACCAUUUGUAAUGCACAUUGUUUUUGUCGCUUUCUUUUCUCUGCAAACUGAUAUGAAUUAAAACUUAAAGACCAUGAAAA
Molecule: messenger RNA, 1534 nt
Organism: Carassius gibelio (silver crucian carp)
Lineage: Eukaryota; Metazoa; Chordata; Actinopteri; Cypriniformes; Cyprinidae
Product: leukocyte surface antigen CD53
Exons: 8
Coding region: 181-855 (224 amino acids)
Cellular component (GO): membrane
Source: RefSeq, a predicted model, not a curated record